CAAGAUAUUUAAAUCUCUUAAUUAGUUUAUGUUGUUGACUAGAGAUUACACUAUUCUUCUCCUCGACCAUCUGAACAUUUCUACUUUUAUGUUCUUUUAUCAAAAUCUUUAUAACUCCCUAUAUACCUUUUUCUUUACCAAAAAGCCUAUUCUGAACCCUCCCUCCCCUCUCUUUUUAUACACAUGACUACAUGCAAAUCAUAAGGCACUCAUGAGAUAAUCACAACACAAUCCUUUUAAGCUUCAUUUUCUCUCUUUUCAAGAAACCCUUUUUGAGUUUUUUCUUCUUCUUUUUUUCAGUUCAAAACAGAUAUGAGGGACACAGUAGUUUCAACAGUCCCUGAUCUUUCUUUACAGAUCAGCUUGCCGUCGCGCAUUUUAAAAAAUGAUCAGUUCAAUUGCACGACGGAUUCUGGUAGCAGUGCUAGUGGGGGAAGCGAUUUGAGCCACGAAAAUAACGGAUUUUUUCACCCGGAGAUCAAACAAGGGUUUAAUCUUCCGUUGAUUCCCUCUUUUGAGCCGACCCUGAGUCUAGGGUUCGCGCAAGUACCAAUAGGCAGAAACGUUCAAUAUCAUCACAACCAUCACCAGCAUCAUCAGCCACAAAUAUACGGCCGCGAUUUCAAGAGAAGUUCGAGAUUGAUUAGUGGGGUGAAAAGAAGCGUUAGAGCUCCUAGAAUGAGAUGGACUUCAACUCUACAUGCUCAUUUUGUUCAUGCCGUUCAACUCCUAGGUGGACACGAACGAGCAACACCAAAAUCCGUGCUAGAGUUGAUGAAUGUGAAGGAUCUAACCUUAGCUCAUGUGAAGAGUCACUUACAGAUGUAUAGAACAGUGAAGAGCACUGACAAAGCUACAGUUAAAGGGCAGGGAGAGAAUAUAUUUAUGAACCAAAACAAUGGGAUUAAUAAUGGUGAAUAUGAAAAAUCUUGUGAGGAGAUUGAUGCAUUAUCACAACCAAGCACAAUACCAGAAAAUUUGGCUCAUAUGAGCAGGGAUCCGUCGUCAUUCAUGCCUGAUCAGACAAAUGCAUGGAGCCACUCAAAUAGAGAAAGGACAUUUGCUAAUUAUCCUCACAGCUACUCAAAAAAUAUGCAUGGAAUUGAGACAGCCCAUAACUCAUCUUCAAAUGAUACAUUGCUUGAUCUUGAAUUUACACUAGGAAGACCAAGCUGGAAACUGGGACAAGCUGGAUCAUCCUCUAAUGAUUCGACUCUUCUCAAGUGCUAAAUAAUUUGGAUCAUGUAGAGUAAUUAAAAUUAAUUAAGUUGACCUAGUUAUUAGUUAUAGUUUUCUCUGUACGUGACAAUUUUGUCUUGACCAAAAAAGGUAAAAGCUUUUAGUUGAUUUUGCUAAAUCAUUUUAAGUAAGGUUAGGUGACAAAUUUGAUGUGUCUAAUGAUUUCCUUCCACUGAGAAUAUGUAUAAUUAUUCUGUGAUGGGAAAUUAAGGCUCCACUACUAUGAUUUUGACCAUGUUUAGAAGCUUCAGGCUCAAAAAUUAAGGAUUGGAAAUUGUUUUGAGAUAUAUCUGGUCUGGCAUAUCACAAAAUAAUA
Messenger RNA from Solanum dulcamara, 1555 nucleotides. RefSeq names its product probable transcription factor KAN4. The record is from RefSeq and is a predicted model, not a curated record. Lineage: Eukaryota; Viridiplantae; Streptophyta; Magnoliopsida; Solanales; Solanaceae. Gene Ontology annotation, biological process: regulation of DNA-templated transcription; abaxial cell fate specification. Gene Ontology annotation, cellular component: nucleus. The transcript is spliced from 6 exons. Bases 313 to 1230 code for a protein of 305 amino acids. Gene Ontology annotation, molecular function: transcription cis-regulatory region binding.